Messenger RNA from Histoplasma capsulatum G186AR, 438 nucleotides. RefSeq lists its product as uncharacterized. The transcript is spliced from 2 exons. The record is from RefSeq and is a predicted model, not a curated record. Lineage: Eukaryota; Fungi; Ascomycota; Eurotiomycetes; Onygenales; Ajellomycetaceae. Bases 1 to 438 code for a protein of 145 amino acids.
AUGAGAUCGCCGGGCGGGGUUGUGGAGCCUGGGGAGGUCUGCAGCGGGGAUGUGCCGUCACUCGCGCGACUCUGGGCAACCGCAUCCUUCACGGCCUGGACAUCCCUGUUGGACAUUUUGCCGGUCUGGAACAUGCGAGAAAAACGGUUGCUCAUCUUCUGUUUCUGUGGUUUAAGAGAAGACACCGCAUCUCCGUGUGGCGAUGAUGCAGGAACCGGGAGAUGGGUGUCUUCCAUAGCCUUUGUUAUCUGGUCGCCAUUCGGAUCGUCUGAGGUCUGCGAUGUCGAUGAAACUGUUGAGGGUGUAGACAGUGGAACGGAUGGAUUCAUGUGCGUCGGUCAAUCGGCCAGGGUUGCUGCGGAAGUAUACUUUGUUUAUGUUGGAGGCGAAAUUCAAGCGCAAGAUUCCGAAGUAUCGAAGGCAAAAAAAAAGGAAUGA